Psylliodes chrysocephalus is the source of this 1071-nucleotide messenger RNA. NCBI's taxonomy places the organism in Eukaryota, Metazoa, Arthropoda, Insecta, Coleoptera, Chrysomelidae. The record is from the annotation of a GenBank genome assembly.
AUGGCGUUUAGUCUCACUCGUUUCGCGAUUGCUACGAUAGGAGGUCAAAGACAGUCACUUAUUCAAACCAUUCAAUACAGUCGCAAGUUCUCCACAAAAAUGACUAAACCAUCUGUUUAUAUAACACGAGAAGUGAACAAAGAUGCCGUAGAUUUAUUGAAAGAGCACUGCGAUGUAACUUCCUGGACAGGACCGGGUCCAGUACCUAGAGACGAACUUCUUAAAAACAUAGAAAAUAAAAACGGUCUUUUUUGCAUGCUUACUGACAAGAUAGAUUCCACGGUAUUAGACAAGGCUGGUAAAAACCUUAAAGUCAUAGCCACAAUGUCAGUCGGAUUCGACCAUCUAGACACACAGGAAAUUAAAAAACGAGGCAUUAAAAUGGGCUACACGCCCGAUACUUUGACAGACGCCACAGCGGAGUUAUCAGUCGCGUUAUUAUUAGCAACCAGCAGGCGACUUCUAGAAGCGAACCAGGAAGCCCGAACUGGCGGUUGGAAAGCCUGGUCGCCAUUUUGGAUGUGCGGACCCGGCUUGAAAGAUUCCACGGUGGGUAUCGUCGGUUUUGGAAGAAUAGGACAACAAAUUGCACGUAUUUUAAAAUCCUUUAAACCUAAACGAAUUAUUUACUAUAACAGAUCUGAAAGAUUGAGAGAAGCUCAAGAAAUCGGAGCUCAUAGAGUUAAUUUUGAUGAGCUAUUAGCUCAAAGCGACUUUAUAACUUUGGUAGCGUCUUUGACUCCGGAAACGAAGAACUUAUUUGACGAAUCUGCUUUUAAAAAAAUGAAAUCGACAGCAGUUUUUAUAAAUACCAGUAGAGGAGGCCUAGUUGAUCAAGAUGCUUUGGUUAAUGCUCUUCAGAACAAAAUCAUUUGGGGUGCAGGGUUGGAUGUUAUGACUCCAGAACCUUUACCAUUGGACCACGCUUUGUAUAAGUUAAAAAAUUGUGUUAUUCUGCCACAUAUAGGCAGCGCUGCCGUAGAAACAAGAAAUGAAAUGGGGCUAGUAACCGCCAGAAAUAUCAUAGCUGCGUUUAAAGAAGAAAAAAUGCCCUAUGAGUUAAUCGUAUAA